This is a messenger RNA of Erigeron canadensis, 2855 nucleotides long. RefSeq names its product beta-galactosidase 9-like. Gene Ontology annotation, molecular function: carbohydrate binding; beta-galactosidase activity. NCBI's taxonomy places the organism in Eukaryota, Viridiplantae, Streptophyta, Magnoliopsida, Asterales, Asteraceae. Gene Ontology annotation, biological process: carbohydrate metabolic process. Gene Ontology annotation, cellular component: vacuole; cell wall. The transcript has 19 exons. The record is from RefSeq and is a predicted model, not a curated record. Bases 130 to 2565 code for a protein of 811 amino acids.
AUUAGUGCUACUAACUGUGAGUUUUUCAAGCCAUUCAACGUCACCUACGAUCACAGAGCACUUAUCCUUGAUGGACAACGUAGAAUCCUCAUUUCCGCUGAAUUUCACUAUCCUCGUGCCACUCCUCAGAUGUGGCCUGAUUUGAUUGCCAAGACCAAGGAAUGUGGGAUUGAUGUCAUUCAAACUUAUGUCUUUUGGAAUGGCCAUGAGCCCCUUCAACAACAGUAUAAUUUCGAGGGACAAUAUGAUCUUGUGAAGUUCGUAAAGUUGGUGGGAGCUAGCGGACUGUAUCUUCAUCUCCGAAUAGGUCCAUAUGUUUGUGCAGAGUGGAAUUUCGGAGGUUUCCCUGUGUGGCUUCGUGAUAUUCCUGGAAUCGUAUUCCGAACAGACAAUGCACCAUUCAAGGUUGAGAUGCAACGUUUUGUCAAAAAAAUAGUAGAUAUGAUGCGAGACGAAUCUCUCUUUUCUUGGCAAGGUGGCCCAAUCAUUAUGAUGCAGAUUGAAAAUGAGUACGGAAAUAUUGGAGGCUCAUAUGGUCAAGGGGGGAAAGACUACAUCAAAUGGGCUGCAGAAAUGGCUGCUGGACUUGGAGCUGGUGUCCCAUGGGUUAUGUGCCGGCAAGAUGAUGCUCCAGAAUACAUUAUAGAUACCUGCAACGGGUUCUACUGUGAUGGUUUCAAACCUAACUCCGAUAAGAAACCAGUAAUGUGGGCUGAGAAUUGGGAUGGAUGGAUUUCCCCCUGGGGAGAAAGACUUUUUCAUAGGCCCGUGGAGGACCUUGCAUUUGCAGUUGCUCGAUUUUAUGAACGAGGAGGAAGCUUUCAGAACUAUUAUAUGUUUUUUGGUGGGACGAAUUUUGGACGGACUUCUGGAGGGCCUAACUAUAUCACUAGUUAUGAUCAUGAUGCUGCAAUUGAUGAGUAUGGUCUUCUAAGUCAGCCUAAAUGGGGGCAUCUAAAGGAUCUGCAUGCUGCCUUAAAGCUUUGUGAGCCUGCACUAGUUGCUGCUGAGUCAGCUGAGUACAUAAAGCUAGGAUCUAUGCAGGAGGCACAUGUGUAUCGUGGUAAUAAUAGUAUCUGCUCAGCAUUUCUUGCAAAUAUCGAUCAAAAUAAAGCUAUCACUGUAUCAUUCCUUGGUCAAUCAUACACAUUACCACCAUGGUCCGUGAGCAUACUACCAGACUGCAAUAAUAGUGUAUAUAACACUGCAAAGGUUGGGGUACAGACCGCCAUCAAAGUUGUGGAAAUUAAGCCAAAAGCAUCCACAAAAAAUGAUGCUUCCGGGUACUUAACCCAGAAGGAAGUACCUUUCGUCUCCAAAUCAUGGAUGGCAUAUAAGGAGCCUGUUGGUAUUUGGAGUGAUCUGAACUUUACUGUUCAAGGCAUCUUAGAGCAUUUAAACGUGACAAAAGACCGAACAGAUUAUUUAUGGUAUUUCACCAGAGUCUACGUAUCUGAUGAGGACAUUGCACACUGGAAGGAAAAUGCAGUUAGUCCUGCACUUACAAUUGAUAGCAUGCGUGAUGUGGUUCGUAUCUUCAUUAAUGGACAACUUAUAGGAAGUGCAAAUGGUUACUGGAUCAAGGUUGCUCAAGUAGUUCAACUUAAGAAAGGAUACAAUGACUUGAUGUUAUUAUCGCAGACAGUAGGCUUGCAGAACUAUGGUCCCUUUUUUGAGAAAGAUGGAGCAGGAUUGAAGGGUCGGACCACUCUAAAUGGAUUCAAGAAUGGGGAUAUUGAUCUCACACAUUCAACAUGGACCUAUCAGGUUGGGCUUAAAGGUGAAUUCAUGAAAUUAUAUGCUACUGAUGCUGACAGAAGUUCGGUUUGGACUAAUUUGACACAUGACGAAGUUCCAUCAAUCCUUUCCUGGUACAAGACAUAUUUUGAUUCCCCUCCUGGGAAAGAUCCAGUGGUUCUUGACGUGAGCAGUAUGGAUAAAGGUCAAGCUUGGGUCAACGGACACCAUAUAGGAAGAUACUGGACCCUUGUUACCAGAAAAUAUGGUUGUCAGGAAACUUGCGAUUAUCGUGGGUUUUAUGGUCCAGACAAAUGUACUACAAAUUGUGGCAAGCCUACUCAGAUUUGGUACCAUGUGCCACGAUCAUGGUUACAGCCAUCAGAUAAUCUACUCGUUGUAUUUGACGAGACAGGAGGGAACCCAUUUGAGAUUUCUGUCAAGACAGUUUUUGUCAAAACUGUCUGUGCUCACGUUUUUGAGGAUUAUUAUCCACCUCUUCAAAUGUGGUCCUAUCCAAAAGACAUCAAUGGAGAACCUUCCGUAAUCCAGAUGGAACCAGUGAUGCAAUUGCAAUGUGAAGAUGGUUAUACAGUUGUGUCCAUAGAGUUUGCUAGCUAUGGAACUCCCCAAGGUAGCUGCCAGGCGUUCUCCAUAGGCAAUUGCCACGCACCAACUUCAUCGUCCAUAGUGUCCAAGGCCUGUGAGGGAAGAAAUAGCUGCAAAAUAGAAGUCUCAAAUUCUGUAUUUGGCGACCCAUGCCCCGGGACUGUGAAAUCCCUGGCUGUUAAGGCAAGAUGUGAACCAUCGUCAUCAACGACUACAUGAUGCAGCGGAUCAUAUGCCAAGGGUCGAUACCAGAGUAGUUAAGAAAUGUCAAAGCACAUGCAAAAUUCUCUUCAUAGUACAAACUAGUUUCAAUUUAUGUUCAAUAAUUGUGCGCAUGAUUGUUUUGUUGGUCGAAGGGUAAGGUUCUUCUCAGAGCCUUUCUAUUUAUGAGAACCGUGAGAGCAUAUAUAUAUAUAUAUAUGUAUAUAUAUAUGAAAAGGUUCAUGCGAGAACCAUUUGAAUUGAAAGAACUUCUAAUAUUAUGACUUUAUGUUUAUAUGUAAAUGAUA